Messenger RNA from Patiria miniata (bat star), 2092 nucleotides. Its product is annotated as atrial natriuretic peptide receptor 3-like. Bases 184 to 1461 code for a protein of 425 amino acids. Gene Ontology annotation, cellular component: membrane. NCBI's taxonomy places the organism in Eukaryota, Metazoa, Echinodermata, Asteroidea, Valvatida, Asterinidae. The transcript has 6 exons. The record is from RefSeq and is a predicted model, not a curated record.
ACUACUCUGUUCCUUGCUCUAUGGUUCAACGGACUAUAUUACUAACCAACCACCAACGACUUGGGCCUCAUGGAUAUUCAUGUCCAUAAUUAGUGGUCUAUACUACCCUUGGCACGGAGGAGUAUAAAGCUUGGGUUUACUGAGUUCUGCUGCAUUACAGUCGAUUUUCCAAGUAGAAGCAUAAUGGUCGCAAUGUAUGCCAGUAUCAUUUUCGCGCAGUUACUCUUGUGUACAGUAGUCCAUGCUACUGUCAAUGUAAAAGUAGGCAUGCUACACCUGUCGAAUUUUAAGAAGGUGCCCCUGGUAAGCAAGUACUACCUCUUGCCGGCGGCUCAGAUCGCCUUCGAAACCGUCGCAAAACGCCUGGAAAGGGGUGUGUACAACAACUUCAGCAUGACGCACGUAAGCACUGAUGAGUGCUGUACACGUCCAGUGCGGUCUACUGGGGCCCUAGCAGCUUCGAUGUACCACGAUGACGGCGUGGUUGCCUUCCUGGGGCCGGCUGUUAGCCCCGAUAUGGCUGCUGUCGCUGACAUGGCCGCCUACUGGAAUCUUCCGGUCUUGGCCGGGGCAGCCACUUCCACGCUCCUGGAUGAGAAGAAGCGCUUCCCGACCCUGACUCGCACGGGUCCGAACGUGGAGCUCAUGGUGCAGUUCAUGACUGCCGUGCUCCGUCAUCUCGGUUGGACCAGCUGUGCCAUACUCCGUGGACUGCAGAUAUAUUUGGCGUACUACUACCACACUCUCCCGGACGCCGUGUUCGCAGGCCUGGAGAGGAAUGGAAUAACUGUGGUCGAGGUGUACGCUGAUCAAUUUGACACUUUGGAUAAAGCUCUGGAGAAGGUUGCUUCCGUCUCUAAGGUUAUCUUCAUCAGUGCCUCCCCGGUACGUGACAUAAUGGUCCACGCUCAUCGUCUGGGCCUCACUCUGGGCUCUCAUGUGUUUCUAAACUUUAUCCCGUUCGAGUACGCGCCAUUGCAUACAAGCUCCCAGUUCGAAAACAACGAUGCGGAGACAGUUGAAGCACUAAAGGUGUUGUUUAUGAUGCGAUACCAUGUUCCUGAUAUCCCAGUGUACCAUGCGUUCCAGAGUGAGCUGAAAAAUCGCCAGCUGACCUUAUACGGACGUGAAGGCAGUGGGGAAAAUCUGUAUGCUGCUGCAACCCACGAUGCUGUUCUGAUUUACGCCGAUGUGAUCAAUGAAAUCGUGGCCGAGGGUGGCGACGUUAGGGAUGGACGAGCAGUGACAAGGAAAAUGUGGGACCGAACAUUCCAGGGUGUAACCGGCGCAGUUCGCAUCAGCGCCAAUGGGGAUCGCCUCGGGGUGUGUGAACUACUGGAUAUGACGGACACCAAGAAGGGAACGUUCGAUGUUAUUGGUACGUUCGACGAGGCCACUGGAGCCAUCAUCAUUCAUGAUGAGCUGAUCAAAUGGCCUGGAGGAAAGGCACCCAUGGGCUAACAGACUGACUGACCAAACACCAACGACUUGGGCCUCUUGAAUGUUCAUGUACAGUGAUCACGUGACCUUGCAAACAAGCGAUUGUCUUUAAGAUUUCCGGCGUCACUGAUUCGCGUCAAAACUUUAAAAUGCACAAUGUUUUGAAAACCUGGCAGCCAGAAUUUAGUUUAGAACCAUUCAUAUGCGCACUGUCACUAUUUUGUGCCGAAUAGGCCCAGUUGGAAGGACAAAAGCUUUUAAAUAACCGCCGAGAUACAAAACAUUACGGUAUAUACUAGGCUGUUCUUGUAUUAAACUUGAAUUGUCUUCAUUUGGUGAAGGUUUUGGGUUUUUUUUCAGGUGGUUUCUCUUAUAAUUUAUACUCUGAUAAGUCUACUGAGAACAGCACUAAAUCAAUAAUCAGUUGGAUGUUUUAAGUAAUUUAGGUUUAAGUUUGAUAAAACAUACUUAUAGGCGACACAAAGGUUACAUUUCAGCAGAUUACACGCACGCUUUCCAGCCAUUUAUGAGAAUAGUCCUCAUGGGUAGCGGCCAUCUUGAAAGGCAUCUUUUGUUAUUAUAAUUCAGUAUCACAAUGCACAAAGUUUCACUCAUGCAUAUCCCAGCAAAACAGAGGCAUUGCCCUCUAAGA